UGCAACUAGUUGAAUCACUAUAUAUAUAUAGACCAGUAGAUAAAACUUAAAAGCAUCUGCAGUAGGAUUUUGAGUUGAAAGAAAAAUGAUCAUGAGUGUUGUUUCAUUAAAUCUCUUUCCUAUAAUUUCCAGUAGACCAAGCCUAAGCAUAAACAGAGCUUCUACUCCAAAACUAUUGAGAAAGACGAGCAGUAGUACUAAUAUGUUCUUCUGUGUUGAUCAAAUCUCCAAAAACUUUUCCUCUGCUCCACAUUGGUCAGCAAAUAAUCGGAAAAAUGGUGGUAUGCCUGAAAAGAACUCGGUAUCGAUUACUAAGAGUCAGCUAAGUCCAAAAGUGCAUGAAGGGCUUGGAAUAGUCGAGUAUUUUAGUGGAAAGAAGCUUCUUGUUACUGGUGCAACUGGAUUUUUAGCAAAAGUUCUUGUAGAGAAGAUUCUGAGGACCAUGCCAGAGGUGGAUAAGAUAUUUCUGCUGAUUAAAGCCAAGGAUAAGGAGGCUGCAAUGGAAAGAUUAAUGAAUGAGAUUAUAAAUACAGAGCUCUUCAAGUGUUUAAGAGAGAAGCAUGGAGCGUUAUUUGAGAGUUUUAUUUCGAGCAAGCUGGUUCCUGUGGCUGGAAAUAUGUGUGAAAUGAAUAUAGGCAUUGAGGAAGAUGUUGCUAAUCUUGUAGCAGGAGAAGUGGAUGUGAUCAUCAAUUCUGCAGCCACUACAACAUUCGACGAAAGGUUCGAUGUUGCUCUAGAUAUUAACACAAAAGGAGCUGCGCGGAUCAUAAAUUUUGCUAAGAAGUGUGAAAAGCUCAAGUUAUAUGUGCAUGUGUCAACAGCUUAUGCUUCUAGACAAAUAGAAGGAAAGAUCAUUGAAGAAUCAUUCGGUAAGGGGCAUUAUGUAGCAAACAGUGCUGGUAUGAAUGAAACACUAUAUAAACAUGUCCAUGGCUUGGAUAUUGAAACUGAAAUAAAGCUUGCAUCAGAAAUGCUUGAAUCUUUUAAGGAAAAUGAAAUAGAUCAAAAUCUCAAGGAUUUGGGUAUGAGUAGGGCACGGAACUAUGGGUGGCAGAACACGUAUUCGUUUACCAAAGCAAUGGGCGAAAUGGUAGUCGAAGAUACAAAAGGAGAACUACCUGUGAUCAUAAUUCGGCCUAGUAUUAUUGAAAGCACCUUAAAAGAACCAAUUCCUGGUUGGAUAGAAGGUAACAGGAUGAUGGAUCCAAUUAUCCUCUUGUAUGGCAAAGGGAAGCUCCCUGGUUUCUUUGUAAAUCCCAAUAUGGCUCUAGAUGUGGUACCGGCUGACAUCGUUGUAAAUUCAAUAUUAGCCACCAUAGCAAAACAUGGUGGCAAAGAAAGUAAACUAGAAGACAGCAAUUCUAAUGAUCAUGUCUACCAAAUUACUUCAUCUGUUGCAAAUCCUUUGAUUAUGCGGGAUUUGGUGGACCUGGCCUAUCAGCAUUUCUGCAUUAGUCCCUGCUUUGAUCGCGAGGGAAAUCCAAUCCAAAUUUCAGCAUUCAAGCUCUUCACCUCUAUUGAAGAUUGGUUGUCCUGCAUGAAGAGCACUAACAGCAAUGAUGAGAUUUCUCCCAAACAGGAACUUAUCCGAAGAAAAUCAAUAGAACAUUUUAAGUACAUGGCUAAUCUAUACCAACCCUACACCACCUUCGAUGGAAGGUUUGAUAAUAACAAAGUCGAGAAACUAUUGGAGUGCUUGUCUGAAGAAGAGCGAAAGGAGUUUCAGUUCGAUGUAAGUUGCAUAGAUUGGAAACAUUACAUUACAAGGGUCCAUUUUCAUGGUGUAAGGAAGCAUGUUAUGAAGGAGACAGCCCUGAAGUAAUUUGUUCAGGACAAAACCUUCAAUGCCUUCACUCCACAUUAUGAUGCCUAGAUUCCUUACUAUAAUCAUCUCUAGAUAUUCUGGAUAGGAACUGGGAGACUGGCAUCAUUCCUUCGUUUUAAUUAUUAAUCUGAAUAAUGUAUUUUCUUGAGAGGACGAUUUCGUACAUGUAGUAUGACAUUUCUGAUUUGUU
This is a messenger RNA of Daucus carota subsp. sativus, 2015 nucleotides long. Its product is annotated as fatty acyl-CoA reductase 2, chloroplastic-like. Gene Ontology annotation, cellular component: intracellular membrane-bounded organelle. Lineage: Eukaryota; Viridiplantae; Streptophyta; Magnoliopsida; Apiales; Apiaceae. Bases 86 to 1822 code for a protein of 578 amino acids. The record is from RefSeq and is a predicted model, not a curated record. Gene Ontology annotation, molecular function: alcohol-forming very long-chain fatty acyl-CoA reductase (NADP+) activity. Gene Ontology annotation, biological process: suberin biosynthetic process; long-chain fatty-acyl-CoA metabolic process. The transcript is spliced from 9 exons.